AUGGCGAGCACGGCAGGGGCGAGGAGGUCGACGACGUCGUCCCUGGCGAAGAGGCACGCCUCUGUUUCGGAGAAUUUCGGGAAAACGGCGGCGGCGGCGGCGACCGCCGCGAAGAAGCGGCCGGCGCUUGCCAACAUCACCAAUCAGAGGCAUGGGGGUGUUUCUCAGGGUUCGGGCCGGGCAAAUGUUCCGGAGUCGUCGAAAAUUGUGCUCUGUUCAACAAAAAUCGCGAGCAAUAAGAAGGGGCCUUCGGCAUCAAAAAACGCCGUUAAUCUGCCACAAACUUCAACUGUAAAGCAAAAUGUGGCUGCCGCAGUUCGAGCUGCUACAUCUUUACCAAAGAGUGAUGUUAUGCUCUCUAAGCCUAAUGUGGCUUCCAUUUCAUGCAGUGUGGAACUUUCUCUAGAUAAAUCCGAUUCACUCUCCAUAUCUAUGGAUAAUGACUCUAUGUCCACCUGUGAUUCCCUUAAUAGCCCUGAUAUCGAAUACAUGGAUAGCAAUGAUCUAGCAGCAGUUGAUUCAAUCGAGCGGAAAGCUUCCAAUUCACUUUGCAUUUCGAAAAACGAGCAAAUUUCAGGGAGUAUGUGCAAGCGUGAUGUUCUUGCAGCAAUAGAAUCGGAUGAGAAGAUUAUAGACGUUGAUGAGAAUCUUGAUGACCCGCAGUUAUGUGCGACUAUUGCGUGUGAUAUCUACAAGCACUUGAGAGCUUCCGAGGUAAAGAAAAGGCCAGCUACUAACUUCAUGGAAAAGGUGCAAAAGGACAUUAAUGCUAGCAUGCGAGCAAUUCUCGUCGAUUGGCUUGUUGAGGUAAAAUGA
Striga asiatica is the source of this 816-nucleotide messenger RNA. Lineage: Eukaryota; Viridiplantae; Streptophyta; Magnoliopsida; Lamiales; Orobanchaceae. The record is from the annotation of a GenBank genome assembly.